Cadophora gregata is the source of this 3442-nucleotide messenger RNA. RefSeq lists its product as uncharacterized. Gene Ontology annotation, molecular function: aspartate-tRNA ligase activity; ATP binding. Gene Ontology annotation, cellular component: mitochondrion; cytoplasm. The record is from RefSeq and is a predicted model, not a curated record. Gene Ontology annotation, biological process: aspartyl-tRNA aminoacylation. The transcript has 5 exons. Lineage: Eukaryota; Fungi; Ascomycota; Leotiomycetes; Helotiales; Ploettnerulaceae. The coding region runs from base 26 to 2203 and encodes 725 amino acids.
CACAACGCCUUGUUCUGGAGGAGAUAUGAAUUUUCUUCCAUGCCCUACUAAGCAUCUCUCAAAGCAUGGUAUCCGGCGAAUCCUCCAAUCCAUACAGGCAAGUCGCUGCGUGGCCCUUGGUGGUCCAAUUUCUUCAUUACGAAGAUGCUUCCACCAGAGCGAGAGAAUGCUGGCAGAACAAGCAGCAAAGCCGGAAAUAACGAAAAUUGCUGAGUCUAGAUUCUGGAAAGAAUACAGAGAAACAUUGAACCUCGAUGGCCCAAAUUUCUCCCUGUCUCACGGAAGACUAAUCAAUGAUCCUCAACUAGGAGGAAAUGAGCACACGAUUGUCGGUUAUCUUACAAGUGUGAAAACCUUAUCGGACAGUCUGGUAUUUGGGCGAGUUUGGUCAGGAUAUGGGUCAGAGUCCGAGGACAACAGCAUGCAAAUAAUUUGUCGAAGUCCUGAGCAAUGUGCUCAACUCAAGAGCUUAAGACUUCAUAGUCCUGUGAGCGUCACUGGAACUCUAGGUCUCAAACAUGCCAGUAAAAAGGACAAAGAAAAACCUCGUGCAACAAAAGCAGGCACCUAUUUGCUGCACCAAGUCGAGUUGCUGCCAACCAGAAUUAAGUGUUUGAAUACGAUCACGGACGCCCAUCUCACCUGCGAACAUGUGUACCCGCCUACAAGUAGGCAUCUGCAGAUCCGUUUCGACACGGAGCUGAGACGACGCCUAAACUUUCGAUCGGUAAUAACUUCCUAUAUUAGGAAUACAUGUUUGAAUCACUUCCAGGAAAUCGAGACGCCUAUCUUGUUCAAGUCAACCCCUGAAGGUGCUCGAGAGUUCCUUGUUCCGACUAGGAGGAGAGGAUAUGCCUAUGCUCUUCCCCAGAGUCCUCAGCAAUACAAGCAGAUUCUGAUGGCGUCUGGGAUCCACAGUUAUUUUCAAUUUGCAAAAUGUUUUCGGGAUGAGGACUUACGAGCUGAUAGACAGCCCGAGUUCACACAGAUAGAUAUGGAAAUGGCCUUUGCUGAUGGCAAAAAUGUUAUGUACGAGGUGGAGAGGCUUGUAAAGUUAAUUUAUGACUUUUGUGCCUCUUGGCCGCCACGUCAUGUCGACGCUGAAGCAGCAGUCAUCAAAACCUCUCUGCCAGACGAGCCAUUCCUUCAGAUGCCAUAUCAACACGCCAUGUCAAAGCAUGGCUCCGACAAACCUGAUAUUCGAAUCAAUGCUCUAAUCUCUCCUAUUGACAGUGCUGUUCCUGCUCAGCUCCGCGGAAUGCUUACCUCGAUUCCAAGCGCAAUAAUCGAGGCCUUCAAGCUUCGACUCGAUGCAUCUCCUAAAGAGGUUCAAAGGUUCAUCCGAAAGUUCAUGGACUCUCCUGAAGCCGAAACUUUCCGAUCAAAUCCUGAUGGCGCGCCUGGAAUAUGUAUUUUCGACUCUACGCAACCAGUUGAAGGCCUCCAAACAUUUGGCUUCGAUGGAGCAGAGCAAUUGAAAGAAAUCUGGAAAGACCAGCAAAAGACAACGUACCAAGAACAAGCUACAUUUGAGAGUAACAAAAAGUUCGAAGAUGGCGAUUUGAUCGUCAUACAAGCACGUGAGAAACGUCCAUUGUCGGGGGGUUCGACUGCUCUGGGCAGGCUUCGUCUGGCUAUUUACAAAGCUGCCAUCGCUGAAGGACUAAUCCAGCCUGAUCUAUCUCAUCGGUACCUCUGGGUGACAGACUUCCCCAUGUUCACUCCGGACAAUGCUUCUGAUCCAGGACAGGGCGGCACUGCAGGCUUUUCAGCUACCCAUCAUCCCUUCACAGCACCAAAAACUCCCCAGGAUGUCGAUCUGCUCUUGACUAAUCCCUUGGAGGCAAAAGCUGACCACUACGACCUUGUCGUGAACGGUGUAGAGCUUGGCGGAGGGAGUCGUCGUAUACACAAUGCGGACAUGCAGAAGUUCAUCAUGCGUGACAUCCUAGAGAUGAGUUCAGAGCGUAUAACCGACUUCUCUCACCUGUUCAAGGCUCUCGAAUCAGGCUGUCCACCGCACGCCGGUUUCGCAUUCGGCUUCGAUCGCUUUAUCGCGGUUCUCACAGGAUGCGAGUCUGUCAGAGACGUUAUUGCCUUUCCUAAAAGCUCAAAGGGUGAGGAUAUGAUGGUUAAGAGUCCUUCAAAGAUGACCGAUGUGGAGUUGGCUCGAUAUCAUCUCGCGCUUGCAGAUGAGGCUUAGACAAAAGGCUCGUCAAUUACAGGCCUCAGAGCGCCACAAUCGGGAUCUGGUUGAAGGGCCGUUGGUGAGAAGGCGAUAGUAGAGGCGUCGACCGCUGGGCAUGCAUCCAUUAGAGAUGCCGUCGCAGCCGACCCUGCCGCUGGUGAGAAAAAGACGUACCGUUGCAGAAGAAGACCCCGAUGGAGAUUCGGCCAUUGAGAUAUUGUUUCCGAAACAAUGAUGUCCGAGAGUAUGUCGAAGUCAAGAGAAUAAGACCGACCACUGCGAUCAAGAGCGAUGCGCACUUAUCUCCUGUUCUUCUCUUUGUUCGAUGUAGGGUUGGCCGCAAGUAGAGGAUCGCUAUUGUAAGGUAUAUGUACAGUCGUUGCACUUGGGAGGCGUCAACGUGGGUGUAUACUGAACAUCUCUGUAACCAUACAAACCCCACUCUUUCGGAUUUUCAAAAGUCGAUAGGCGAUAUAGAGCGAAAUGUACAGUACUGUAUCUUAAUACUGGACUUGAUGUCCACCCCUAGGCUCUUCUGGCACUAUCGCAGAAGCUAAUAUCAGAGCAGAGAUCGGGACUUAAAGUUCUUGUCAUAUUUCCGUGUUCACAAGUAGUAUUACAAAAUUCCACCCUGCUCCUUCGCUCACUCAACGUAUUAACAACCCAGACAGCGCUAAAUCAAAAGAUCAAGACAGAAGCAACAAAGACAAAACGUACCAAAAUACAUGAAAGCAACAACAGGACCUUUCGAAACAACCAUUCCAGCCCCAUCCUCAAACGCCGAACACACCGAACCUGUAAAUCCAAACUCGACCAGGCCUUGACGAGACCUUCUAGAUACUCAGUACUUCUUCUCAACUGUAUCCUUCAGCUUCUCGGCAUGAAUAUUCCUUGCCGAUUCCUGAUGGGCAUCGUACUCCGCGACAGCGAAAGAUCGGUGGUCUCUCUCUUCUUGCACGAACCUCUCAACACUCUCCCUGCUUGACUCGUUCUUGGAUGAGCUCUUGGAUCUCUUGCAGGAGUUGGAAGAUUUGUGAGAGGCGAAGCCUUUGUGGGAACCGCUGUGGGCUUUGGUAGAGGAGGAUGUCAUGGUUGGGUUGGUGCCUGUGGGACAUGAAAAAGAAUUGGGCGUAUUGCAAGGGUUGAAAGGCUGGUGGAUUGGGAUGAAUGACAGGAAUCGAUUGUGUGGGGGUGUGUGCUUUGAGAAGGCUGAAAUAGCUGUCUUCCCAAUGCCCAGGAGGCAAUUGGAUGCGC